Molecule: messenger RNA, 1317 nt
Organism: Exophiala bonariae
Lineage: Eukaryota; Fungi; Ascomycota; Eurotiomycetes; Chaetothyriales; Herpotrichiellaceae
Exons: 3
Coding region: 1-1317 (438 amino acids)
Biological process (GO): pyrimidine nucleotide-sugar transmembrane transport
Cellular component (GO): intracellular membrane-bounded organelle; Golgi membrane
Molecular function (GO): pyrimidine nucleotide-sugar transmembrane transporter activity
Source: RefSeq, a predicted model, not a curated record
AUGGCGGUCCCAGCAAUUAUUCCAUUCCUGGUGGGAAUGAUGCUACUGACAGGAUGUGCUAAUACCAUCCUCACCAAAUAUCAAGAUCAGCAGUGUGUCCGGAAUUGUCAUGACCUUGACCCUUCGAGACGUCACAACUUCGAGCAGCCUGUCAUUCAAACAGUUCAAAUGUUCAUUGGUGAAAUGGGUAGUUGGCUUGUCCUCGGAGGUGCCUUCCUCUAUCGAUACUUUGUCCUCCGCUCCUCAGACGCUCCUCUUCUAUAUCAGCCUGUAAAUACCGACGAUCAUGACGAAGAUGAGCGUGAACCCUUGUCACCCACCAGAUCUAGAGACGCCGCUAGUCCCGCGUUGAAGCCUCUCGUACCCAAUGCCGAUGAUCGAGCUCCCUUGGCUGGUUACAAGAUCACCUUACUAGCAAUCCCCGCCUGCUGCGAUAUCACCGGCACCACCCUCAUGAAUGUCGGUCUCUUGUUCGUGGCUGCUUCGAUAUACCAGAUGACAAGAGGCGCUCUUGUCCUUUUUGUGGGACUAUUCAGUGUCAUUUUCCUCAAGAGAAAGCUCUUCCUAUACCAUUGGGUCUCACUCUUUAUUGUAGUCUUGGGCGUCGCCCUGGUCGGUCUGGCUGGUGCCAUCUACUCGGGUGACAAGAACUCUCCUUCCAAGGUCGAUCAACACGAGCUUCUGCAUACCGCCCUACAUGCCAUCCGAGAUACUAUCGGGCAAGCCUCUGAACCCGCUGUCUUGAGGACCGUCUUGGGGAUCUUUCUUAUAGCUUUUGCCCAGGUAUUUACCGCUACUCAGUUCUGUGUUGAGGAAUGGAUCCUGGAAAACUAUGCUCUGGAACCCCUGCGAGUGGUUGCUUGGGAAGGUCUUUUUGGUUUCGUCGUCACGGUUCUACUGCAAAUCAUCCUACAUUUCACGGUUGGCGUUUCAGCAAAGGGUAAAUAUGGCUAUUUCGACGCCGAGGAAGGUUACCGCCAGAUGUUGACAAAUCGAACCAUUGCCACCACAAGCAUAGCCAUCAUGUUUUCCAUUGGAGGCUUCAACUUCUUCGGCUUGUCCGUCACAAGAAGUAUUUCAGCAACUUCGAGAUCCAUUAUCGAUACUUGUCGAACUCUGUUCAUUUGGAUAGUCUCGCUCGGUCUUGGUUGGGAAACCUUCAAGUGGUUACAAGUCGCUGGAUUCGCAUUGUUGGUCUACGGAACUUUUAUGUUCAAUGACCUGGUCAGACCACCCAUCAAAGCUCUUCUACCCAGAGGAGAAAAUCUGGAAGAGCGCCAGAAUCUUCUACCUGAAGACCCCAUUGAACAUAUGUAG